AGCUCUCCCAGUCCAACAGCUCGACCCAGGGUUCCCGCCGCCGCGGCCCUCCAGACCACCCGAUCCUAGAGCCCGCCAGCCCCACGGACCCACGCAAGAGCAAGGGGGCGGCCUCGGGGCGGCGGGACGGUCGUCGGAGGGCCGCCUCCACGCCAAAGCCAGCUUCAAAGUCCCCCAGCAUGGCCCGCGGCGGCAAUCAGAACUGGAGUUCCGGGGAGUCGGACGGUCCGCCGGAGGAGCAGGCGCCGGAGGAGAGCGAAGACAAGAUGGUGAAGGAGACCCAGUACUAUGACAUCCUGGGGGUGAAGCCCAGCGCCUCCCCAGAGGAAAUCAAGAAGGCCUAUCGGAAGCUGGCGCUCAAGUACCACCCGGACAAGAACCCGGAUGAGGGCGAGAAGUUUAAACUCAUAUCCCAGGCAUAUGAAGUGCUUUCAGAUCCAAAGAAAAGGGACAUUUAUGACCAGGGCGGAGAACAGGCAAUUAAAGAAGGAGGCUCGGGUAGCCCCAGCUUCUCUUCACCCAUGGAUAUCUUUGACAUGUUCUUUGGUGGUGGAGGACGGAUGGCUAGAGAGAGAAGAGGCAAGAAUGUGGUACAUCAAUUGUCUGUAACUCUUGAAGAUUUAUAUAAUGGCGUCACAAAGAAAUUGGCCCUCCAGAAAAAUGUAAUUUGUGAGAAAUGUGAAGGCAUUGGCGGGAAGAAGGGAUCCGUGGAGAAAUGCCCACUGUGCAAGGGGCGGGGGAUGCAAGUCCACAUCCAGCAGAUUGGACCGGGCAUGGUGCAGCAGAUCCAAACUGUGUGCAUUGAGUGCAAGGGCCAGGGCGAGCGCAUCAACCCCAAGGAUCGCUGUGAAAGCUGCAGUGGUGCCAAGGUGAUCCGCGAGAAGAAAAUUAUCGAGGUACACGUGGAGAAAGGUAUGAAAGAUGGGCAAAAGAUACUAUUUCAUGGAGAAGGAGAUCAGGAGCCUGAGCUGGAGCCUGGUGAUGUCAUAAUUGUGCUUGAUCAGAAGGAUCAUAGUGUCUUUCAGAGACGAGGCCAUGACUUGAUCAUGAAAAUGAAAAUUCAGCUUUCUGAAGCUCUUUGUGGCUUCAAGAAGACGAUAAAAACACUGGAUGAUCGAAUCCUUGUUAUUACAUCCAAAUCAGGUGAGGUGAUAAAGCAUGGGGACCUGAAAUGUGUGCGCAACGAGGGAAUGCCGAUCUACAAAGCUCCCCUGGAAAAGGGAACUCUGAUCAUACAGUUUUUAGUAGUCUUCCCUGAAAAACACUGGCUCUCUCAGGAGAAGCUUCCUCAGCUAGAAGCUCUGCUCCCUCCCCGGCAGAAGGUGAGGAUCACAGAGGACAUGGAUCAGGUGGAGCUGAAGGAGUUCAAUCCCAGUGAGCAGAACUGGCGCCAGCACAGGGAGGCCUAUGAGGAGGAUGACGAUGGGCCCCGGGCCGGAGUGCAGUGCCAGACGGCAUGAUGUGGCAUAACUUGGCGCAGUGCAGCGCGGCCUGGCCAGAGUAGCACGUGAUGAAUGUAAAGUUGGCACAAUGAAAAUGGCAUCGCUUUAAUGACCUCGUGUUUGGGGUGUCCUGUGUAUGUGUUCAGCAUUCUCCAUUGCUGAGUGUCUUUUUGGUUUUUCUUUUUGUUGUAAUUUAAGUUAUAGCUUGAUUUAUAUUUAAAUGUUUUAAGUGUAAAUCACCUCUAGUCUGCAUAUGGAAUCUGUUCAUUUAAACUUUCAGGACAUUGGAGAUGCCAGUGACCACAAUGACACUUUGUGCUUCUAGUGGCUUUGCCAUAGUGUGGUUCCACAGUAAAGCACAGCCCAGAGAGCAGCACUCAGCCCCCAGCAAAAACUCCCAAGGCACGAAGUGGGUGUCCUGGCCCAUCUCUCUUCUGGUUUUUUCCUUUCCCUCCCCUGGCAAAGUUAGAGGGCAUGAUCUCAGGGCUGCUAAUAUGAUAUUUCUGAAUCUGGAUUCCAGAUGAACCUCUUAAAGAAUAAAAGCACACAUGCGGGUUGGACUUGGCUCACAUGCCUGGUUCACAUGGAGUGGGCUGUGCUCCCAAGUUGCAGGGCCCGCCUAGUUCCUACUGUUCGGUGCCCUUAAGGGUUAGAAUGGGGUGUGUGUGUAAUCUUGGAAGUUUUCUGAACUUUCCAGGCCCUGUAGUGGGGACGAACCAGUGUUUUAAAUGAUGUGCAGCUGUUUGCCUGUGACCCCCGCACCUCGUCCUUUGUGGUUUUAAUGAUUUUCUGUUGACAACCUUUGCAAUGUUCUCCCACCAAAGUGCUUACUUGUAAACUAACCCUUCAUGUCCCCAGCAGCCUCAGUGCAGCAGAAGCCAAGGGAGGAUGCUGGUCAUUUGGCCCCAUGGCACAGCCAGUUUCUCCUAUCUGGUGACCCUGUAUGACCUGAGGGUCUGGAAAGGCAUUGCACUUCUCAGUAUUUUCCACCUCCUUCUCCCAGAUUCAGCUCCUUUCCAAAGGAUCAUUCCUUUCAUUGCACAGCCAUACUACAAAGGGCUUCCUGCUCAAGUGACAUUUGCCGAGAACUGCACUAACCAAGUUCUCUUAAGGACUAGUCUGAAUGGACUGCCACUGUAAAUGAUAGUCUGUUUAGAGGGACAGUAGUCAGUACUUUAUUCCUGGCAGGUAAACUACACUUUGAAUUGGGGUUACCUCAACCUUUAGCCAUUACUAUUCAUUUCUUUUCUACAAGUCAUGAAUAAAAACUGCUACCUUCUAAGCUGCCGGGCUAACCUAUGAGAUCCUCCCUUAUUUGGUUACAUGGUACUUGAGAGUUUAGCUCAGACCAGGGACCUCCCCUCAGAGGGUUGAAGGACAGAGCAGACCCAAGGCAGACAGGGCAAGCCAGCUGGAUGGACCAGGCUCCCAAAGAACAGUGCUGGCUAAUGAGGCAUAAUUUGCUCAAAGUACAAAGAGAGCCCACCUAUACCCACUUUGACCAUUGGCCAGGAUAGACUUAAAACCAAUUCUUUGAACUAAACCUAUGUGAAAUCAAUUUAUAAAUGGACCACAACUCUAGAGUGUUGUUUCUGUGCUGUGACUUCCUAAUUAUUGCUAGAGAACUACUGUUUAGUUGGUGAUGGAGCAAAAUUACAUUCAGCUCCUCCUUGUCAUGUAAGUGGAAUCUGGAGGGUGUUGCUUAAAAUUUUAUUCCACCUGUACAUUUGUCACUUUAAAAUUAAAAUUGAGCUGGUAUGAGA
Molecule: messenger RNA, 3205 nt
Organism: Sciurus carolinensis (gray squirrel)
Lineage: Eukaryota; Metazoa; Chordata; Mammalia; Rodentia; Sciuridae
Gene: Dnaja4
Product: DnaJ heat shock protein family (Hsp40) member A4
Exons: 8
Coding region: 180-1460 (426 amino acids)
Biological process (GO): protein refolding; response to heat
Cellular component (GO): cytosol; cytoplasm
Molecular function (GO): Hsp70 protein binding; ATP binding
Source: RefSeq, a predicted model, not a curated record